Helicoverpa armigera (cotton bollworm) is the source of this 1973-nucleotide messenger RNA. RefSeq lists its product as uncharacterized. NCBI's taxonomy places the organism in Eukaryota, Metazoa, Arthropoda, Insecta, Lepidoptera, Noctuidae. The record is from RefSeq and is a predicted model, not a curated record.
CAAAAUGUAGGACGUUUUAUGAAAUAUUUUCCGUCCACAUCGGUAGACAUCAUUGCAAAAAUUAGAACCUUUUUACAAGUAAACCAGCUACAUAAUAAAAAAAAAAAACAAAUUAUAUAUUGUCUAUAGUUUUCGUCCAUGAGUCCAAGAAGUGGCGGUAAUGUGGCGGUAAGAGUCGGAAUUUGAACUUUCAAGUUUUCAACCUAAAACUUUUUAAAUAGAACACUCGGUUGUGAAUAGUACCAAUUGAAUUUCAAUUAUGAAUAUUAUGAGGAGUAAUCAGAUUCCUAUAAUAAAGGAUCUGGUAUCUUCAUUGAAAAACGGAAAAACGUUCAAUUUAACAGGCGUAUUGGAAUUUUUCAAUGGUUGCACCGACGACACGCAAGUUAAAUUAUUGUCAAUUUUAUCUGCAUAUGUAAUGCUAAAUAAUGGUAGUGUUGAGGCAAUUAUAACAUUCAACCCCAUUUACGACAAAAUAUGCAAAAUCCUUGAGAACAGUCGUGCUGGGAAAACGACUAUUGCCUUAAACUUCCUCUCAACACUUUUGUACGUUGACGAUGAAGAAGGUCAAAGUAAAAAAGGCAACCUGGUAGCCUAUGCAAGGAAUAUGGUCAGAAGUAGCGGUUGUCUAUCAACUAUGUGUGAACUUUUCACUUGUAUGAUGGUAGGAAUUUUGCUUUGUAGUAUUCCUUUAAUUAUGCAAUCGUACUUACGUUUUGCUAAAUUGAAACAUUUUCAGAAUCAAGAUGUGUGGCGUGCACUUUGCCGGUGUCUCGCUGAAUCUUGCCGCAGUAUGCAAGCCAAUCAGAGCUAUUGUGCACACCUCAUUCCAACGUGCGUUCAGAAGUGCCAUCCCCGAACAAUCGAUGUAUUGGUGGUUCUUCAAAGCCUGCUACAGAACCACACCCGCAACAUCAACCUGUUUAUUGAAUGUAACGGAAUGUCCUUAUUCAAAGGUCAGUUAUCUUCAGAUGUGUUUAGGAAAACUAGACAAACACUAAUCGCAAAUGAUUCACUGCGAAGUAAUAAAACAAAUGAACUCUCUCUUUCCUUUUUACAUGAGACUCAUUUGAAAAACAAGCAUGUUAUAUCUGAUUUCAUCAAACCUGAACAGCGUCGUUCACUCAGUUUUCAAAGACGACUCCAAGCUAGCAGUAGUGGAUUGAAUAAAGAUUCUGUUUAUGAGUCUCUAAACGAAAAUAAAUAUGGUUGUUCAAAGACAUUUUCCACAAAUGAAUUCAAACCGACAUUUACGUCUACUCCCAGGAGACAUGAUGUAGACAAUCAGUCCAAGUGCAUUAGUCAACGCCCUAAUGAUACCUCCAAUACUGUUGCUAGUAGGUGUACUCAACAAAAUUCAAGAAAAAUUCAGAUGAAGCGACGGCUACCGAGAAUGAGGGUCGCAAAAUAUUCAGACCGAAGCAAAAUUGAUAAAGAAAUCAAACACAAGUCUUUUAGUGGACGUGUCUUUGAUGCUAUUAAUACAACGUGCACAACACUGGUGAAGACAGAAAAUAUAUUUAAUCCUAAGAAUGAUACGCAUCAAAGUGAAGAAACUUCUCUGAGGAACACUCGCAACCGAGACACUAUGUCUUGUAGCUAUAGUUUUACAAACUACAUGCGUAAAAGAGAUUCGCUUUUGAACAAAACUAAUCAGUCUAGCAAUUACUUAGGAGAAAUACAAUCUAAGGAGAAACAUGAUGGAAGUAGUAUGGAAGUCACCAAUUCCUGUAACACGUGCAAUGAUACAAUUGAGCUGAAGCAAAAACUGGCUAAAGACAACCAACUGAAGCAAACUAUAAGAAAACUGAAAUUGGGAAUCAAUUUAUACGGUUGCGAUUUUAAGAAAAUUUCUAGAAUAAUGUGGCCUAAAGAAAGUUACAUGACGCCUGCAGUUCUGUACAACCUGUAUCGUAAAUUAAUUACAAAAUAAACUAUGUGCUCGGUAUAUUUGUAUCGUUUGAGUCGCAUUA